AUGCUUUGGGGCUUCAUCUUGUACUUUUCUCUGUUCUGUACUGCUUUUCCAACGGUUGUUUUCGAUAAAGAGGGAACUGCAGAUAUUUCAACUCUUCAACUUGUGCAUUUGGUUUAUCGUCAUGGAGACAGAACCCCUUCCGCUGAAUUUCCCACAGAUCCCACACCUGGAAUUUGGCCACAAGGUUUUGGAGAGCUCACCAAUCUUGGCAAAAUGCAACAAUAUGAACUCGGAAAAUUCUUGAAGAAAAGAUAUCUUAAUGGUUUCAUGAACAGUUCUUAUAAUGACGACGAGAUCACUGUCAGAAGUACUGAUAAAAGUCGAACACUGAUGAGCGCUUACACUAAUUUAGCAGGUCUCUACCCUCCGAAGGAUCAUGAAAAAUGGAAUCCCAAUCUUGAUUGGCAACCAAUUCCAGUUCAUACUAUUCCGAAAGAUGAAGAUCAGCUGUUGUACAUGACAUCCAAGUGUCCCAGAUAUAUGCAAAUUUAUAAUGAGUUUAUCAAUUCUGAAUAUUACCAAGGCUUUUUAGAGGACAAGCGUCCUCUUGCCUAUCAUUUCUUUCUGUCUGCACACAUAUCUUGCCUAUCGUUUCUUUCUGUCUGCCCGCGUCUCUUGCCUAUCGUUUCUUUCUGUCUGCCCGCGUCUCUUGCCUAUCGUUUCUUUCUGUCUGCCCGCUGCCUCUUUUUUGCCUAUCGUUUCUUUUCUGUCUGCCCGCUGUCUCUUGCCUAUCGUUUUUUCUGUCUGCCGCGUCUCUUGCCUAUCGUUUCUUUCUGUCUGUCCGCGUCUCUUGCCUAUCGUUUCUUUCUGUCUGCCCGCGUCUCUUGCCUAUCGUUUCUUUCUGUCUGCCCGCGUCUCUUGCCUAUCGUUUCUUUCUGUCUGCCCGCGUCUCUUGCCUAUCGCUUCUUUCUGUCUGCCCGCGUCUCUUGCCUAUCGCUUCUUUCUGUCUGCCCGCGUCUCUUGCCUAUCGCUUCUUUCUGUCUGCCCGCGUCUCUUGCCUAUCGCUUCUUUCUGUCUCUUGUAUGGAUUGAUUUUGUCAGUCAAAAAGCUGGAGUUGAAACUGAAAUAGAAGCAAUAACCUCCGUUUAUGAUAAUCUCUUCUGUAAGACAGCCCACAAUAUUUCCUUACCAAGCUGGGCCAAUUCCACUGUGAUGCAAAAGUUAAAAGAAAUCCAAGAAUUCAAAAUGGAAGCCUAUUUCUAUUUGCCAGAAAUGAAAAUUUUGAAAGGAGGUGUUUUUCUUGGAGAGAUGAUUGAAAAUACAGCCCUGAAAGUUACAGAACCAGAGAUUCUGCAAAAAAUGUACAUGUAUUCAGCCCAUGAUUCAACACUUGUUGCUUUUAUGCUUUCUUUGAACGUCUUCAACCACAUGAUAGUUCCGUAUGCUUCUUGCGUUAUGGUCGAGCUACACAGGCAAGCAGGAAACUUGUAUUUUGUGCAGGUUUUGUACAAGAAUUCAACCUCAGAGGACACAUUACACGUCCUUACAAUACCAGGUUGCCAAGCCAGAUGUCCUUGGGAGAAAUUCCUUGAACUGACAAAGAAUUCUGUCCCCACAGAUAUUGAAAAGGAAUGUCAAAUCAAAGAAGAAACUAACUUUGUGACGACGAGCAUUGUCAUUGUCAUCCUCCUCAUCAUUCUGCUAACAAUCCUCAUCACUGGCUUGAUCUUUUCUCGGAAGUCCUCUCUCUCACAUACACAUGCAGUCUCUCUCUCUCUCUCCGUCCUCACACACCCUUUCUCACUCCUACACAUGUACACACACUCUCCCUCUCACACUUACCCUCUCUCCCUCCCACCUACGCCCUCACACUCUCUCUCCCUUCGCACAUCCACUCUCUCUCUCCUCUUCACCCCCACAAUCACUCCCUUCCACAUCCCAAGCACACACACACACACACACACUCUCUCUCUCACCACCUCUCUCUUUAACAAAGAAGCUCAACUACCAUAUUUAAAAAAAAAAAAAAAAUUUCUUUUAAAAACAUCCACCACUGAAAAAUUCAAUUGUCAAAAUAUCAAUUGUGACAUUUUCUUUUCUUUAUUCUUUAUUCUUUCUUUAUUUAUUCUUUCUUUCUUUCUUUAUUCUUUCUUUCUUUCUUUCUUCUUUCUUUCUUUCUUCUUUCUUUCUUCUUUUCUUUCUUUCUUCUUUUCUUUCUUUCUUUUUCUUUUCUUUCUUUCUUCUUUUCUUUCUUUCUUCUUUUCUUUCUUUCUUUCUUCUUUUCUUUCUUUCUUUCUUCUUUUCUUUCUUUCUUUCUUCUUUUCUUUCUUUCUUUCUUCUUUUCUUUCUUUCUUUCUUCUUUUCUUUCUUUCUUUCUUCUUUUCUUUUUCUUUCUUCUUUUCUUUCUUUCUUCUUUUCUUUCUUUCUUCUUUUCUUUUCUUUAGCAUUUAA
This is a messenger RNA of Acanthosepion pharaonis, 2391 nucleotides long. Lineage: Eukaryota; Metazoa; Mollusca; Cephalopoda; Sepiida; Sepiidae. The record is from the annotation of a GenBank genome assembly.